Molecule: messenger RNA, 5933 nt
Organism: Harmonia axyridis
Lineage: Eukaryota; Metazoa; Arthropoda; Insecta; Coleoptera; Coccinellidae
Exons: 16
Coding region: 74-5749 (1891 amino acids)
Biological process (GO): peptide catabolic process; proteolysis
Cellular component (GO): cytoplasm
Molecular function (GO): zinc ion binding; peptide binding; metalloaminopeptidase activity
Source: RefSeq, a predicted model, not a curated record
UCGGUAUAUUUUUUCAUCAAUUUCACCAUUAGUGGGACUCAAAUAUAACUCAAAAAUAUAUACAUAAUUCAAAAUGAUGUACCUCUGUGGAGAAGAAAGUUAUGCACGGCUACCUACCAUCAUAAAACCAAAUCAUUAUGAUAUAUCUUUGACCCUGUCUAAUAUUCCAAAAUUGGAAUUCAGUGGUGGGGUGACCAUCUGGAUUGAAGUAUUUGAAAGGACUAAAGAAAUUCAGUUACACCAAGUGGACCUUGAAGUGGACAGUAUAAAACUGAUCAACGCAUAUAACGGUAUCUCAGUUGAACCCAUCAACACCGAAAUUUCAAAAAAAGACGGUUUGUUAAAACUAUACUUCAAGAAUCCAGUAACAGUAGGGCCAUACCGCCUCAAGAUCAAUUUUGAAGGGGUAAUCACCGAUCAGUCUACAGGUCUUUUGCACACCAGAUAUCAUGAAUCCGAUGGGACCGAAAAACUUUGUGUAUUCAGUCAUUUCGAACCAACCUCCGCCAGAAGAUGCUUCCCGUGUUGGGAUGAACCUUCCUUCAAGGCAACUUUCAAGAUUAGCGUUACUGUACCCAAGGAAUACACGACGUUAUCAAACAUGCCGGUAGAGAACGUGGAAAAACUGGGAAAACUGAGGAAAUUCAAUUUCGCAAAAACACCUCCAAUGUCCACGUACUUGGUCGCUAUAGCGAUUGGAGAAUUCAACUUUAUCGAAUCUAAAACUGACAACGGCAUACCGGUGAAGAUCUUCGUGAUCGAUGGAAAAGAAGAGCAAGGCAGGUUCGCACUGAAUAUGGCUGUUAAAGCGAUCAAAUUUUUCAACGAGUAUUUCAAGACUCCGUAUCCAUUGCCUAAACUGGAUUUGGUGGUUGUUCCCGACUAUAAGUCUGAUGCCAUGGAAAACUGGGGUCUUGUUGCUUUCAGAGAAAUAAAUCUAUUGAUAGACCCAUCCUCCUCCACAAAUCUAACAAUGCGCUGGAUAUCUCUGAUAGUAAGUCACGAAGUGGCUCAUCAGUGGCUCGGAAAUCUGGUCUCCAUGGAAUGGUGGUCCCAAAUAUGGUUCCAAGAGGCAUGCGCCCAGUUCGCGGAAAACAUGUGCGUCGACUACUACUUCCCCAACUUCCACAUAUGGCAGCACUUCGUCUUGGAGUUUAUGCACACUGGUCUCGCACUGGACGAAUCCAGCGAUUCUCACCCUGUGGAGACUGCGAUCAAAGACCCGGAAGAACUGGACGAACUCUACGACGGGAUAAGCUACAACAAGGGAUCGGCGGUGAUAAGGAUGCUGCACGACUACAUCGGCGAUGAUAAUUUCAGAAAGGGCGUGUGGACUUAUCUGACCACUCAUUUGAAUGGGAACGCGAGUCCGGAGGACUUUUAUAGAGCUCUGGAAAACGCAUCGAAUAAGCCGGUCGCUGGUAUGAUGUCAACUUGGACGAAACAGGCAGGGUUUCCAGUGGUGAGAGUCUUCAUUACACCAGGCUGUGAUUGUAAACUGAAUAAAAAUGGUAUCACGUUAAAACUUGUCCAGAACAAAUUCGUCAGUAGGAAGGACAAAGGAAAGCCAGAUAACGAGACAGUCAUGUGGAAGAUUCCAAUAACUAUAAUAACUGCAAAUAAUUCCAAUGAGGAAAUACAAAUCGUUCUGGAUUCUAGGGAGACGAAACUCUUCAUUCCUGGUGUUAAGGCUAACGACUGGGUAAAACUCAACCCUGGAUCUAUCGGCUACUACCGCGUACAAUACUCCUCUGAAUUACUGAAAAGGUUCAUCCCUGCCGUUCAGAACAAGUCACUCGAUCUGAUAGACAGAAUCGGCAUCUUGAAUGAUCUGUACCAUAUGGUAAUGUAUGGUUAUACCAACAGCGCUGAUCUCCUCAACUUGCUGACGGCAUUCGAGAACGAAAGUGAGUUCUUGGUCUGGUCCUUCAUUUGCCGGAUUUUGAACAAGCUGGCGGUUUUGAUAAGUCAUACCAGCCUUGAGGAUGAAUUCAAGAGGUUCCAAUCGAAGCUAUUGGAAAAAGUUUCAACCGCUUUAGGCUGGAUUCAAAAACCUGAUGAAAACAGAUUCGAUAAUCUGAUCAGGAAAAUGGUGCUUGGUCAGAUGUCUUGGCUAGACGACGAAAGAAUGAUCAAAGAAGCAAAACAGAACAUUGAAGAGAAGUUGCCCGAUGAUAUGAAGGUGUUCUGUUAUCGAUCGUUAGUCAGGUCUGGUGGCGAAAAAGAAUUCGAUGCUCUCAUGAAGUUGUACAAAACUGUGGACACUUACGAAGAGAAGAAAAGCAUUUUGUUCGCCCUAUGUGGCGCUAAAAACGAGGAACUGCUUCGUAGAGUUCUUACGUUUGCAAUGUCCAGCGAAACUAAUAACGAAGAAACUGUUCUUAUUGUUAUGACUAUAACUUCAUCAAAAACAGGAAGAGACCUCCUAUGGGAUUACUAUCGCACCCAUUGGCGUGAUAUAUUGAAUAAAGUGAAAAACAAAGAAUAUUUGUCUAAAAUGAUCGAAGAUAUCACAGAAAAGUACGCAACGGAACCUAUGGCAAUGGAGAUAGAAACUUUCUUCAACAAACAGUUACCCUGUAAUGAAGCUACAUUUCGAACAGCUCUGGAUACCCUUAGGAAUAACGCUGAAUGGUUGGACAGAGAUUCUGAAGCCAUAAAACAAUUUUUAUCAUCAUACGAGAAUUGCAAUUUGGUUACUGCGAAUUAUCUUCAAUGUAUUCCUUCGAGCAGUGACGUAACUCUUCUUCAUUUAUGCGAAUAUUGCGCCCUUGGAGCUCCUGUCUUAACUCAAGUCUUCGUACGUACGUUCCCAAAAAUGUUUUUGUUCAGGCGGCAGGUGUCAACAACCUUCAGAAUUAAAAACCAUUUAGUCAGCGUGAGUUGUCAAACAGAAGGCAUUUCGAAACCGAAGUCUUUCAGCACCGUUUUCAGUUACAGCCUGGGAUCUGUCGAUGUCCCGUUAGCGAUAGCGCCGUUGCGAUACGCCUCCCGUGCCCCUCCAACCCUGCCGCAGCGCGCCCGUUUCUCGCAAUAUUCGGUUGCUGUGUCAGUGGGACGACGUAGCGCAUAUCGUAGCUGUUUGACGCCUUCAACCAGUGACUUUAUCCUGAAAAGAUAUUCUAAAACGAGUGCGGAAUCGGAAAGGGUCAGAAUGUGCGACAAGAAAACUUUCCAAAGACUGCCCAAGACAGUGAGACCGACCCAUUACGAUCUCAGUCUCGUGCCCGAUCUGAAAAAGCUGAUUUUCCAAGGAGAUGUCGCCAUCGAAAUUGAGGUCAAGGAACCGGUAAAAGAAAUCAUCCUCAACGCCUUGAAUCUGUACAUAAAAAAUGUCGAAAUUGACGACAAGAAAAACUGUCAAACAGCCGAAAAGGUGGACAUUGUUCCGGAUGAGGAGAUUGCAAAGUUGACCUUUGGUGAAACCAUACAACCCGGACAGCACAAAUUGAAGAUUGUUUUCCAGGGCACCCUGAACGACAAGAUGAAAGGUUUCUACAGAAGCAAAUACACGAGUCCAUCGGGCGAAGAAAGAUACGCCGCCGUGACGCAGUUCGAACCUACGGACGCCAGGCAGUGUUUCCCUUGUUGGGACGAGCCGGCCCUCAAGGCCACCUUCAAUAUAAAAUUGACGGUGCCCAAGGACCUGACGGCUUUGUCCAACAUGCCGGUGCUCCACUCUGCCGAGCACAAGGAGACUGUAACCUACACCUUCGAGAAAUCUCCCAUAAUGUCGACCUACCUGGUGGCUGCUGUGGUCGGAGAGUACGACUACAUCGAGGAUAAAUCCGCCGAUGGGGUCUUGGUCAGAGUAUAUACGCCAAAAGGGAAGAAGGAGCAGGGUAGGUUCGCCCUGGAGGUAGCGACCAAAGUGCUGCCGUACUACAAGUACUAUUUCAACAUCGCUUAUCCCUUGCCGAAGAUCGAUCUGAUCGCCAUUGCCGAUUUCAGCGCUGGCGCCAUGGAAAACUGGGGUCUUGUUACUUACAGAGAAACCUGCCUGUUGGUAGAUUCUGAAAACACACCAGCGAUCAGGAAACAGUGGAUCGCAAUCGUGGUAAGUCAUGAGUUGGCUCAUCAAUGGUUCGGCAAUCUAGUCACAAUGGAAUGGUGGACUCACCUUUGGCUAAACGAAGGUUAUGCCCAAUUCACAGAGUUCUUGUGUGUUGACCAUCUUUUCCCACAUUAUGAUAUUUGGAAGCAAUUUGUCAGUGAAACUUACACAAAGGCUCUUGAAUUGGACGGACUGAAAAAUUCUCAUCCCAUAGAAGUACCUGUAGAACAUCCAAGUGAAAUUGAUGAAAUUUUUGACGACAUCAGUUACAGCAAGGGCGCUUCAGUGAUAAGAAUGUUGCAUCAUUAUAUUGGAGAAGAAGACUUCAGAAAAGGAAUGAACUUAUACCUUACUCGCCAUCAGUACAAGAAUACAUUCACAGAAGAUCUUUGGGCUGCUUUAGAAGAAGCUAGCAAAAAGCCUGUAGGUGAAGUUAUGUCCACUUGGACCAAACAAAUGGGUUUCCCUGAGGUUAAAGUGUCUGUACAGAAGAACAAAGAGAAAAAUGGAGCUAUUCUGAAAUUAAGUCAGAACAAAUUCUCUGCUGAUGGAUCUGUGCAUGAAGGCGACUACCUUUGGAUGAUACCUAUAUCUGUAUCUACCUCAAAAAAUCCUAGUAAGGAAGCUGCAACUACCGUACUUAAGUCUAAGGAAGGAGAACUUUUCAUUGAAGAUAUCGAUCCAGAAAAAGACUGGAUUAAAGUAAAUCCUGGUACAAUUGGAUUCUACCGUACACAUUAUUCACAGGAUAUGUUAGAAAGACUGACUCCUGCAUUACAGCAGCAAACUUUACCACCUUUAGAUAGGUUAGGCAUCAUUGAUGAUCUGUUUGCAUUAGUACAAGCUGGACACUGUAGUACUGUCCAAAUCUUAACUUUGUUGAAAGCCUUUGAAGAUGAAACUGAUUAUACAGUUUGGUCUUCUAUAUCUGGAAUUCUUGGAAAAAUAUCUGUUUUAUUGAGCCAUACUGAUUGUGAGGAAGCAUUUAAAACAUACCAGAAAAAUUUGCUACAGAAGAUUUCAAAAAAGAUUGGAUGGGAUUCAAAAUCAGAUGAAACACAUUUGGAUACUCUCCUGAGAGGUCUCAUUUUUGGACGUCUAGCUUGGUUAGACGAUGAAGAAACAACUAAAGAAGCAAGAAAAAGAUUUGAAGGACAUGUAUCUAAUAAUCAAAGGAUUGCACCUGAUUUAAGAAGUGCUUGUUAUAAAACUGUUUUGAGAGCAGGUGGAGAGAAAGAAUUUUCCUCCCUUUUGGAAUUAUACAGAGCAGCUGAUUUACACGAAGAAAAGGAUCGAAUUAGUAGAUCAUUGGGAGCUACAAAAGAUAUCGAUCUAUUGAAGAAAGUGUUGGAAUUUGCUAUGUCUGAGGAAGUACGAUCACAGGAUACAGUGUUUGUAAUUAUGUCUGUAGCUAUAACAAAAGUGGGGCGAGACUUAGCAUGGGAGUUUUAUAAGAAUAACUGGCAAAAAUUUUUGGAUCGAUAUGAUGGAGGUGGUCUUUUGACUAGAUUGAUAAAAUUCACAACAGAAAACUAUGCUAGUGAAGAAAAAGCACAAGAAGUGGAAACAUUCUUCAGAGAACACAAGGCUCCUGGCACAGAAAGAUCUGUUCAGCAAGCUGUUGAAACUAUAAGGCUGAACUCCCUAUGGUUGAAGAGAGAUGCAGAUGCAAUCAAAAAGUUUUUGAACUCUUAAUUCCAAAGUUUGAAGUCAUUUUGACUUGAAAUUUGUUACUUAACGCCAGUGGCCGUACCUUAUUGUUUUUAUUUUAUAAAUGUGAUUUUUACGUAAUGCCAGAGGAGUACUUAUUGUUCAUGUUGAUUUUACAUUUUGUGUGUAUAAAUUAUUCAAUCAAAUAAAACAAUUGAUUAUCCUAAAA